CGAAAGCAGAAGAGGCUGCAUUUAAUUCAUACAGCUGGCGACUGGACGACAAGUGUGCUGACAGCAAGACAAACCAGUCUGGAGGAGUCUGAUGUUGUCGGUCUUGGCUCACAGCUUCUUGUUUUUAUUUUUUUCCGCUGAAGAUGAACUUUGAGGGGUUUUUUCUCUGUGGAGUUUGUCUUCUGGCGGCUUGAGAGGAAGAGCUGAGCUGCUGCUCGAGAGAAAUCCCGAAAACAUGACCUGAAAGGAGCGGAUCCCCCAAAGAAAGUGACUUGAUGAGUGUAACUUAGUUUAAUGCUUCAGACACGGGCUACUUUCAGCUGCUUCCACAGUCAAAAUGUCCUUUUUUUACGUGUACCUGUAUGCAGCACCACAUCAUGGCAGCAGCAUGUUGCGUGUUUGUUAUUUCGCACUGUUUCCAGUUUAAAACACACUGUCAGAGUGGAGUCUAUUCAGAGUGGGAGGUUCUGUUUAUGUGGUGUGUUCAAGAGUUUCGGGUUAACACGGGUCUGGGAGAGUCGCCGUUACAUCCGUCAUUUGUCUUGUUGAAUAAAGCCGCAGACACAGAGUUCCAGUGGCUCAAAAUGUCUGCAGGAACUUCCCGAUGUCAGAACAUCUGAAAUAUGUUUUAUGUUUGGUUCUCAUUUUGGUUGCUCCUCACUGCUCGGAUUGUGACAGACCGAAGUUCAUUCUUCCUGUCUGACCUUCGCAUAAUUUCAUUUGAAUGGUCAUAAUCUAAAAUGAUCUCCAUCCUUAUUUGUCGGACUGUGGGGCAGCGAGUAACCUUGAUGUUUACAGUUUCAGUGCUGUAGUGCUCAGCUGCAAAAACCACAGCGCCGAUCAAGCUGCGCAUUUAAUGGCUCAUAAUCUGUCACGUGUCGAACACGUCAACCCACCCCACCCCUACCCAAAAAAGGAAAACAAAAACACUUAUUCGUUUCCAAAAUAAACAUCAGCUGUUCAGUUUUUCCUCACAAAUGUCGUCCGUUGCGGUUUUCCUGUGUUUGCUGGUCAUCCCGGUUUCCGGAUUAAAAGAGCUCAAAGUGAAUCCUGGAGAAGACGCCUCUCUUCAGUGUCAGGGUCCCAGAGAUGCAGAGAUCACCCUGUUGGAGUGGAACAGAGCUGACCUCAAAUCAGAUGAUUAUGUCUUCUUGUACAGAAACCAGCGCCCGUAUGAAAGCUACCAACAUGUGUCCUUUAGAGGCCGAGUGGACCUGAUGGAUCCAUCCAUGAAGGAUGGAAAUGUUUCAGUGAUGCUGAGGAAUGUAAGUAUCAACGAUACAGGAACGUACAAGUGUCAGAUUACAACCAAGGAAACAGAAAGUGUCGUCCAUGAGUGCUCCAUCAACCUCACAGUCACAUCCUCAGAUAAACACACCAAGGAGUUCCAGACUGAGUCCAAGGAUGGAGGAGAGAGGGUUAAGUGUCUGUCUGUCAUCAUCCUCGUCCUGUCAGUUUUUGUUGUGCUUAUUACUGAUAUUAUGUAAUUGCCCGCAGAACCUGAAAAAUGUGUGAGAUUUCUUUACUGACAGUGAGUUCUGCUCUUCAACAAAGACAAAUCUUUCAAGAGGAUCUGAUUCUGUUAGAGCUUCAUGCAGCGCAUUCAUAGCACUGCAGGCCUCACCAAUCAUUACAGUUAAAUCAGUUAAUGUUAGAUCAGUGCUGUGGGUUCCCAGUGUGGCUGUAAAAAGCUUUGAGUUUAAGCCUGGGUUUUAUGUUUUUACCUGUAGCUUUAUUGUUUGAAGUCUGCAGCAGAGCUUGGCUUUCCUCUGGGAACAGGCAGCAGGUGGAGGAGCAGCUGGUGUGCACAGGGGAGUAAAUGAUAGGUUGAGUCUUUCCAAAAGAAAAAAUCAAUCUAUCCUUUUUCUUUAGCUUAUCUGGAGUGGGCUAUGGGAGCACCAGCCUAAGCAGAGAAGGCCAGACCUCCUUCUCACCAGCCACUUCCUCCAGCGUGUCCUGGAGCCUCCUCUCAGUGGAAAAAAUGAAACGAGUAGGUGUUGUUGUAGUUUUGUUUGGGGGGGGGGUUGUUUUGAGAAAGACCAACAGAAUCAGCAUUAACAUGUAAUAUAAGCUAUAUAUAUCACAGCGCAUGUAGGCAGAGGUGGACGCAUGCAGUGCAUCUAUUGUAGCAAGACUUGGAACAUCUUAGAUUCCAAAGUAUAUUACUGAAUAAGCUCUUUAUUACCUUCUUCAAGCACUUUCUUGCACUUUUAAAAAAUAUUUGUUUUUUAACCAACUGCAGGCACUUUCCUCCUUUUUGCUGAGACCUUAUCAGUGGUUUCGAUUCAGAUGACCUCACAUUUAAGAUCACUGGCCCGGGCAUCUCUGGACUGUUUUCAGCACAGCUGCAGUUUUAAGAUCUCAGCAGACAUCUUAUUAUGUCCUCUUGUUCUUGUGUCUCUGUGAUCAAUCUUCUUUAAUGAGUCAGAACUCUGACUUUUUAAAUCAUUUUCACUUUUGGGAAGUGGACAAAAUCACAGGGAGGUUAAUGUGGUGAAUAGGGUGGUGGUCAAAGAUUUCACUCUGUAGACUUUAAUGUACUGAGCGACAGUACAGAGAGGGGCCGACACCUCCUACAAUUUGUGUUUAAAACUGACUUGAAUUUCAUUCCUGAGCAAUUUUCUGAUGAAGACAUUCAAAGACUGAGGGCAGGUUUAAAAACAGCAGCUGCACCUAAAACAGUCCAGAGGUUUCAGAUUUUUUAUUAAUCUGUUCUUUGAAUGUACUUUUAUUAUAUAUGUGUAUUAAAGUUAUCUGUUAGUCAGUGUUAGGGGACCAUGAUCA
Molecule: messenger RNA, 2784 nt
Organism: Oreochromis niloticus (Nile tilapia)
Lineage: Eukaryota; Metazoa; Chordata; Actinopteri; Cichliformes; Cichlidae
Product: butyrophilin subfamily 1 member A1
Exons: 3
Coding region: 978-1487 (169 amino acids)
Biological process (GO): T cell receptor signaling pathway; regulation of cytokine production
Cellular component (GO): external side of plasma membrane
Molecular function (GO): signaling receptor binding
Source: RefSeq, a predicted model, not a curated record